This is a messenger RNA of Trypanosoma grayi, 426 nucleotides long. RefSeq lists its product as hypothetical. The record is from RefSeq and is a predicted model, not a curated record. Lineage: Eukaryota; Euglenozoa; Kinetoplastea; Trypanosomatida; Trypanosomatidae. The coding region runs from base 1 to 426 and encodes 141 amino acids. The transcript has a single exon.
AUGGCGCACGAUCUCCUCUCUUACCUGAUGGACGCGACGCUGUGGUUCAUCGUGUUCGCAGCCGCAGGUGCACAGGUUGAACGCGCCCACACUGCGGCGUUCACCUUCGCGUUCAGCUUACUGGUGAGCAUUACGCUUCCGUUGGGCCUCUCGGAGGUCCGCCAGCUGCUGUUGGCUGAUGUGGGCGGACAGGAGGCGGUGAAGAAUCUCGGGAACGAGAAGCGGCGGCUGGUGGAGACGCUCGUUCUGUACGUGGCGAUUCUGGUGGGCGCCAUCUUCACGCAGCUGGACUGGGCGCAGUGGUUUCAGGAGUGGCCGUUCCCCGCGCUGGUGUCCUUUGCGUUGGCGCGCGGUGCUAUUGCGGUGGUGGCACGGCGCCACAACGCGCAGCGGCGACGGGAAAAUGCGAAGUCUCUGAAGGCGUGA